Drosophila novamexicana is the source of this 1359-nucleotide messenger RNA. Its product is annotated as protein krasavietz-like. Gene Ontology annotation, cellular component: cytoplasm; membrane. The transcript has a single exon. Gene Ontology annotation, molecular function: protein binding. The coding region runs from base 1 to 1359 and encodes 452 amino acids. The record is from RefSeq and is a predicted model, not a curated record. Lineage: Eukaryota; Metazoa; Arthropoda; Insecta; Diptera; Drosophilidae.
AUGGCAUCCAAAUAUAUAUUGCCCUGUUUCCGCCUGAAGAGCAAUCGCACGAAAAAGGAAAAGGACAACGAGUGCCUGGCCUAUCGGAAUGAACUGGUCGAGGCGCUCGAUCGUACCAAAGGUAAGCUUGAGGCCAGCUGGAAGGCAUUGGACAAUAUCGUCUCCAAGCCGAUCUAUCAACGUUUGAGCGGACAACUCUACGAUGUGCUAUAUACGGGCGGCCUGCUAACCAGCGAUGGCAAACUGCCCACGCGCGGCGAUCUGAAGCUGCGAACCAGCUACUGUGUAUUCACGACACACGAUGAGCUCAAUGCGCUGCGUGUUUACGAGCAGCUGGUGAAGCGUUUGCGGUGUCGCCACAAGCAUCUGGAUGUGGCUUUUGAGUCGCAUGCCCAGCGUCUGUUAACGCUGCUCGGCGGCUUUGAGGAGGGCGCACGUCGGCGUCUGGCUCUCCUGAUGGCAUUGUAUCUGAUCGAUGGGCAAAUCAAUCCGCGAACGCUGCUUGCAUUGGGCCAGCAACAGGCGAGCAUUGACGAGGGUCUGGCCAUGGAAUUUAUGCUGGUGGUGUGCAGCACACUGAAGCGUGAACGUGGCGCCAAUUUCAUGCUGCAAAUGCUCAAGAAAUCUGGUCUGGAUGGCAAAAUAAUAAGCUUUAUGCCGCCAAUGCUACGCAGCGAUCUAUAUUUUCAGCAGGUCUAUCAGGAGAGCGAUUUGGAUGAGGUAAUUAAGCUGCACGAGACACGGGCCGGGCAGGAAUUGCGCAAACGUUUGCAACAGCGUCUGCUUGACGAUUUUCGCGAAAAGCUGCCCCAUGUGGAGGUGGUGCGAAAUGUGCGUGAAUUUCAGCGCGAGCAUCACAUGUCCGAUUCAGAAGUCAUCGGCAUUGUCUGGCAGACAAUCAAUAGUAAUGCCAGUUGCAGCAGCCCGGCCAAUUCCAGUCCGGAGCAGACCAUACGCAGGCUGCAAACAUAUGCACCACUGCUGAAUGCACUUUGCAGCACGGACAGCGCACAGAUUGCAUUGCUGAUGCGGCUGCAGGAAUGGUGUUAUGAGCACCAUGCGCUCUUCAAAUCCUUUGAACGUUUUGCGGUACAUCUGUAUCGGGCGGGCGUUAUCAAUGAGGAUGCCAUCGUACGCUGGUAUGAGGUGGAUCACAUUGAUAAGGGCAAGGUUGCGUUUCUGGAUCAGAUGCAUCGCUUUGUCCACUGGCUGCACAGCGAUAGCGAUGCGAAUGCCCGUGUCGAUUAUAAUACCUAUGUGACAAAUCGCCGACAGACACAGCAGCGCAGCAAGACCAUCUAUAGCGAUGUCAUCGGGCCGAGCCUAAAUGCCAAUAUCAACUUUGCCAAAUACUCAUAG